UUCCCAAAACAAUCCCGAAAGUCUUGCGAACUACUGCUAACAGUUUUUAACUUUUUCGGAAGUUAUUAACUCACUUUAUUUUAGUGUAAUAUUUUACGUUCAGUUUACUUUUUCGGUUGAUUACCACCAUGGGUACUUCUAAAAGGGUUUCUCGCUUCCAUUACCUUUUAUGUCAUACUUUCGUGGCUUGAAAAGGUCCCGAAACAUCUGUUAGCUUAGCAUCGCUUCCCAAAAACAAAAAGCCCCACUUACGGUUAAUCUUACAAAUUGCAUCGCGUACGACUGAAGUUAAUAUCUGCGACAACCACAGCAACAUCCUAAAAUGUCGAUCCUUGGAUUAAAGAAGAAACAACCAAAGACUUUUAAGGUCAAAGUUAUAACAAUGGAUGCUGAGAUGGAGUUCAGCUGUGAGGUCAAAUGGAAAGGUAAAGAUCUAUUUGACUUGGUUUGCCGCACUGUUGGUUUGAGAGAAACAUGGUUCUUUGGACUUCGAUAUACAGUUAAAGACACGUAUGCCUGGCUGAAACUGGACAAAAGAGUCUUGGAUCAGGAAGUUCCCAAAGACUCUCCAAUAACGUUUCAUUUUCUGGCAAAAUUCUUCCCAGAAAAAGUAGAAGAAGAAUUGGUCCAAGAAAUUACACAACAUCUUUUCUUCUUACAGGUUAAAAAACAAAUAUUAGAAGAAGAGAUAUUAUGUUCCCCUGAAGCCUCUGUUUUACUGGCCUCAUAUGCUGUUCAAGCCAAGUACGGAGACUAUGACCCCAACUUUCACAAACCUGGUUUUCUGGCGCAGGACGAGCUCCUCCCAAAGCGGGUGUUGAUGCAGUAUCAAAUGACAGCUGACAUGUGGGAGGAGAAGAUCACAGCUUGGUAUGCAGAGCACAGAGGCAUCGCCAGAGACGAGGCGGAGAUGGAGUAUCUAAAGAUUGCACAAGACCUUGAAAUGUAUGGUGUGAGCUACUUUGCUAUAACUCAAAACAAAAGAGACACAGACCUGUUGCUGGGAGUGGAUGCCCAGGGCCUUCACAUCUACAGUCCCAACAGCAAACUCAACCCAAACAAAUCAUUCCCCUGGAGUGGCAUCCGCAACAUCUCCUACAGCGAGAAAGAGUUCACUAUCAAGCCUCUUGACAAGAAGAAAGAUGUUUUCAAAUUUUACUCAUCUCAGCUUCGCGUAAACAAACUGAUCCUGCAGUUGUGCAUAGGAAACCAUGACCUGUUUAUGAGGAGGAGAAAGGUGGAUUCUAUAGAGGUUCAGCAGAUGAAAGCUCAAGCCAAAGAGGAGAAAGCUCGUAAAAAGAUGGAGAGGCAGAUCCUGGCUCGAGAAAAGCAGAUGAGGGAAGAGGCUGAGCGAGCAAAGGAGGAAAUGGAGCGGAGACUCUUCCAGCUGCAGGAUGAGGCCCGACUUGCCAACGAGGCUCUGCUGCGUUCAGAGGAGACGGCCGACCUUUUGGCGGAGAAGGCUCAGAUUGCAGAGGAGGAGGCAAAGCUUCUAGCUCAUAAAGCUGCCGAGGCUGAGCAGGAGAGGCAGCGAUUGGAGGUGACGGCACUCAAGACCAAAGAAGAGAAGAGACUCAUGGAGCAGAAGAUGAGAGAGGCCGAGCAGUUAGCCGUCAAACUGGUGGAGCAAUCCGAGAGGAGGUUAAAAGAGGCCGAUCAUCUGAAACAGGAUCUGACCGAAGCCAAGGAUGCGGAGCGCAGGGCCAAACAGAAACUGCUGGAGAUCACCAAGACGACCUAUCCACUCAUAGCAGCCUACUCUGCCCCUCCUGCCCCUCCUCCUGAAGCCUCAAACUUCUCUUACGACUCCACAUCGAUGCGUUUGGACUUUAAAGACCCCGACAUGAAGAGACUCUCCAUGGAGAUUGAGAGAGAGAGACUGGAGUACAUGGAGAAGAGUAAGCACCUCCAGGACCAGCUGAAGGAGCUUAAAUCUGAGAUUGAAUCCCUAAAGCUGGAGGAGCAGCAGCAGCAAGCUGGCCUUUUCCACUCAGACCCCCGCGGGUACCACCCAGAACCCCACUACGUACCUCACAGCAACAGAAAUUCUGCUUACAUGUCACAGAUGGCCUUUUAUGAAGAGGUGUGAUCAGCCCUGCACAAAAGUACUACAGAACAGAUGCUGAGUCAAACACAUGUGUGCUUGCAGAGACCUUUGCCAUUUUGUGCUUCACGCUGUUACUCUAAAAUGGACCUACUACCCAUCUGCAGUGUGGGAAAACAUGCCUAGUGUUGAUUUUCUGAUGUUUUGGUUAAUAGAUGCCAAGCCUUAGUGUGCCUUAUGAACCACAAAUGGCUUUUUCUGGAGACAUUUUGAAUUUUGAACAAAACUAAUAUUUAGUUUUAUUAAGUUACAAUUUUAAUUGCGAAUUGUUUUCAUUCUAAGAGUUAUAUUUUGACACUGUGCUACUUUGUUAUUGAAGUAUUUUUCUAGUAAAAAAUGGAGUAAUGCUUUUGCAGUGGCAGACUUAGAUGGCUUAAAUUCAGUAUUUGCCCAAGUGUUUCAUUUUCAUUUUUUACUGUUGGUAGUUUAUAGUAGCAGAAAUACAGGAGUGGCCUUAUCAUCUCUAUGGGCCAUAAAUACUUUGCAUUAUUUGUUACUAGACUGAUGUUGUAAUUUCAGUUUUUAUGGUUUUGUGCCUUAAAUUGUAUUUUUAAAAUUUUCAUGUUAUUUUGCCACAGUUUUAUUUGAUAGAUAUUAGGUUGAAGGUUGCAUUUCUCAGGACUGUUCAAAGACAAUCACACAGCAAAUGUACAGAUAACCUGAAUGUACAGAUAACCUGGAUGACUGAUGCACUCCAUGUAAAGGUCUUUUUUGAUAUCCUGUCUGAAACACAUGCCUUGAGCUAGAAUAAGUACUGACAAUUAAAAGAAACGUUUUUGCCAGUUUACUAAUGGGCACCAAAGCACUUGAGUUUCAUCUUCUUAUAAUGCAUUUCCCUUAAAAGGCUUAUUGUGUUCCCUAUAACAAUAUCAGUACCAUUUCUUGUUGUAAUAUCAGGUUCACUCAUGUCUUGUCUUAUUUUCAGUAUGCAUUCAGUGCUUUCCAUACAUAUGAGAUGUAACCUGUUAAAAUACAUCAGCCCUUUAACACUA
Messenger RNA from Boleophthalmus pectinirostris (great blue-spotted mudskipper), 3096 nucleotides. It is a transcript of the gene nf2b, whose product is annotated as NF2, moesin-ezrin-radixin like (MERLIN) tumor suppressor b. The transcript has 17 exons. Bases 323 to 2089 code for a protein of 588 amino acids. NCBI's taxonomy places the organism in Eukaryota, Metazoa, Chordata, Actinopteri, Gobiiformes, Gobiidae. Gene Ontology annotation, molecular function: actin binding; cell adhesion molecule binding. The record is from RefSeq and is a predicted model, not a curated record. Gene Ontology annotation, biological process: positive regulation of early endosome to late endosome transport; regulation of gliogenesis; regulation of organelle assembly. Gene Ontology annotation, cellular component: apical part of cell; plasma membrane; adherens junction.